Helianthus annuus (common sunflower) is the source of this 1090-nucleotide messenger RNA. RefSeq names its product probable WRKY transcription factor 70. The record is from RefSeq and is a predicted model, not a curated record. Gene Ontology annotation, biological process: regulation of DNA-templated transcription. The coding region runs from base 34 to 762 and encodes 242 amino acids. Lineage: Eukaryota; Viridiplantae; Streptophyta; Magnoliopsida; Asterales; Asteraceae. The transcript is spliced from 5 exons. Gene Ontology annotation, molecular function: DNA-binding transcription factor activity; sequence-specific DNA binding.
CCCUCAUUAACGUUGACGUUGGGGAGGCCAGAUAUGCAGCUUUCCAACAACGAGCAUGUAUCGCCUUCUCUGGGAUUGAUGGCAAUGGCACGACUCCAGCUUUCAGAUCCGCUCAACGACAUAUCUUACAACAACGAGAAAGCGACCUCUGUGGGAUCCGUGGCAAUGGUACGACUCCAGCUUUCAGAUCCGCUCAACGACAUAUCUUACAACAAUGAGAAAGCGACCUCUGUGGGAUCCGUGGCAAUGGUACGGCUCCAGCUUUCUGAUCAGCUUACAGACACCUCGUAUUGUUAUAGCAAUGAACAAGCUCCUUCUAUGGGAUACGAAAGAGGGGUUUCUCUAUCCGUUAGUGAUGGUUUCAGUUACUAUGCGCAGCCGCCAUCACUCACUGAUGUAGCUGGCCGUGAUGAAUCUUAUUCAGUGGGACCGGGUCCAAUGGAAGUCGACAACAAUUCGGCAUCCAUGUCUGAGAUACCAGAAGUUCACACUAGAAAGACACCAUACAAGAGAAGAAAGACGGAAAUGAGAGUAAUUAGGGCUGGUUCCAUCACUGACGAUGGUUAUGCAUGGAGGAAAUAUGGACAGAAGAUUGUUCUCGGAUCUAUGUUCCAAAGAUGUUAUUUUAGAUGUGCACACAAGUUUACUGCUGGGUGCCAAGCAUUAAAACAGGUUCGGCAGUUGGGAGAUGAACCAAAAGAGUUCGAUAUCAGAUAUUUUGGUCAUCAUACUUGCCCAAAUACUUCUCACCUUGGAGCCUAGAGGAGGACUUGACCAUGAUUGUUACAACUCCAAAAACCACCACAAUUUGCCAAACAGGCCAUCCACUAUUACAAAAAAAGCCACAUUGGCCCCUCUGAGAAACAAGAUGACAUAUCACAUAUCUAACAAGGUUUCAUCAACCACUGGAGCACAAUCAUACCCUGCUUUGGUUUGAAGAGAGAUAUUGCUAGAUGAAUUCAAAGGUUUCAGAACGAUAGAAGUUUAAGUGACAUACGAUUUGAUGAUAUGAUAUUUUCUUAGUUUGGUUUGGUAGGUUGGAUUUAAUUAACUUCAAGGUUAAAGGAUGUAAUAUAUUACUUUUAUUGUA